AUGCAAUCAGAUACUUUUGAUGAAAAGUGUCAUGUUCCCAUGUUAAGGGGUGAUAAUUAUAAAGAUUGGAAGGAGUUAAUUCUCCUCCAGUUGGGAUGCAUGGAUUUUGACUAUGCUAUAAGGAAGGAUGAACCAUCUGUGCCGACAGACAAUAGCACUCCUGGUGCAAUUGGCUUGUAUGAACGGUGGAAGCGAUCUAAUCGCUUGAGCAUGAUGUACAUUAAGACACGUAUAUCUGCUAGUAUCCGUGGUUCAAUCCUAGAUUGUGCAAAUGUAAGAGAUUUGCUGAAGGCAAUUGAUGAUCAAUUUGAAUCUUCAGAUAAGGCUCUUGCUAGCACUCUCAUGACCAAAUUAUUAUCUAUGAAGCUCACAAGUGUUAAAGGUGUGCGAGAGCAUAUCAUGAGGAUAAGAGACUUAGCGGCUCAACUUAAGGCUUUAGAGCAAAUCGAUUUUUCAGACGCUUACCUUGUGCACUUUAUCUUGCACUCUCUUCCACAUCAGUAUAACGCUUUCAAAAUCUCGUAUAACACACAUAAAGAUAAAUGGUCUAUUAAUGAGCUUUUGACCAUGUGUGUUCAAGAGGAGGGAAGGUUGUUAUUAGAAAAGAGUGAAAGUGCACAUAUGGCUACUCGAGGUAAGAAGAGAGGACGAACCAACCUGAAAAAGGAUAAAGACAAACCACCUGUUCAGAUCGAGAAGGUGUCCAAGUGCUUCUUUUGUAAGAAGAAAGGGCACAUGAAGAAGGAUUGUCCGAAACUCAAGAUUCAUCUUGACAAGAAAGGGCUUCUUAAGCCGAAGGACACUGACAAAGAGUGA
This is a messenger RNA of Dioscorea cayenensis subsp. rotundata (Guinea yam), 816 nucleotides long. RefSeq lists its product as uncharacterized. The record is from RefSeq and is a predicted model, not a curated record. NCBI's taxonomy places the organism in Eukaryota, Viridiplantae, Streptophyta, Magnoliopsida, Dioscoreales, Dioscoreaceae. Gene Ontology annotation, molecular function: nucleic acid binding; zinc ion binding. The coding region runs from base 1 to 816 and encodes 271 amino acids. The transcript is spliced from 2 exons.